Molecule: messenger RNA, 381 nt
Organism: Scedosporium apiospermum
Lineage: Eukaryota; Fungi; Ascomycota; Sordariomycetes; Microascales; Microascaceae
Exons: 4
Coding region: 1-381 (126 amino acids)
Biological process (GO): rRNA processing
Molecular function (GO): DNA binding; peptidyl-prolyl cis-trans isomerase activity
Source: RefSeq, a predicted model, not a curated record
AUGGCCAAAGCGAAAGGAAACGACAAAAAGGCAGCCGCUUCCGCCAAGGGCAAGGGAGGAAAGGCUGACAAGGAAGAGAAACAGGUCAAGGGCGCGCAGUCGAUCAAUGUGCGCCACAUCCUUUGUGAGAAGCAUGGGAAGAAGGAAGAGGCCCUAGCAAAGCUGAGGGAUGGUGCCAAGUUUGACGAAGUUGCGCGCGAGUUUUCGGAGGACAAGGCCAGGCAAGGUGGCUCUCUUGGUUGGAAGACAAGGGGUAGCCUCGACCCAAAGUUUGAAGAGGUGGCCUUCGCUCUCGAAGCCAGUUCGACUGGUAACCCCAAGAUUGGCGAGGCCAAGACCGGUUUUGGAUACCACAUUAUCAUGGUCGAGGGUAGGAAAUGA